CGCUGCGGCUGGAGAGUUGGGUGCUGCGGCUUCCCGGGCGCCGGAGGCCUGGGUCCUGCGGCUCCGCGGUGAGUGCGGCUCCCUCCGCCUGGUGGGGCGAGCGGCCGCCUUCGGCUCCCCGAAGCCAGCGCAGCCGCUGUUGUAAGAGCCCUCUGUUCUCAACGCAGCGCGAUCACCGCGCGCUUCCCCAGUCCUUGCCCUGGCAACGGCUUGCUUUCCAGUUUUGCUUUCUUUUCCUUUCGGUUCAUUUAUUCAUUUAUUUAUUGUUAAUUAGUUAAUUCCUUCAUUUUUUUUUUGAGUCAUCCCUGGCUGAUUUCCAACUUGCGGCAAUCCUCCUGCCUCAGUCUCCCGGGUGCUGGGAGUACUAGCAUGCCCCACCACGCCCAUCCCGCAAGGUUCUAUCUAAGCUCACCGGAGGCUUUGCUUUCACUGCCUUCCAACCCAGCUGGUUGUGCGGCACGGAGGUCACGCUUGUCGUAUAGUUUACUGGUUGCUCUCUAUAGUGAGAUUUACGACACUGAAGAGUCUUCAUUUCCUCCUGUAUUUUUCUAGAAAUAAACCCAGUCAUGGAAAUAUGAAAAAAUGUAUAAAGAAUCCAGUUUGAAUUCCAUGAGUGUACUUUUGUGUAUGAAUAGUUAUAUAAAAUGUUGAGUUCUCAAAAAGAAGGCUAGUAAGUAUGGUAUAUUUGUGCGACAGAAAUGCUGUGGUAAGGGUUGGUAGAUACGAUAACUGAAGACAGCUGUGUCUUGAUAAAUUGAUUCAUCCUUAAUUAUAACAGACUUAAAUGAAGCCCAGGUGGACUGCAUUUUACAAAUGCAGUCUAGUUAACAUUACUAACAAGAUACUGUCUGUGAAGCAGAUGUGUUUACGUGAUAGACACAGGAAGAGAUUUACCAGGAGAGAAGAAUAGCAGUCUAAGCUCUAAACAAGGCCAUUCACCAGACUCUAUAGUCUUAGUAGGGCUGUGUGUUAACUUCCCCAGGAGGCACCUGAGAUAGUAUAACAUGAGCUGUAGGAAAUUAGCUCUUAGAAAAUAGGACCAUGGAGUGAGUUUAGUUACUUGUGUUUGAUAGAGUAGUUUGGAUAUCGUAUUAAAGUCCUUAUAAGGGGAAAAAGCCUGCAAAUAAUUUUUCCGAUAUAGUUAGCAAUUGACUUAGUAUCUAGACUUCAUAACUUUUUUUGUUUUUAGAUUAUUUGAAAUACAACUUUAUUCUUAUUCUAAACAAAAAGAAUGGGGAUGACAGCAGCCAGAUUUUACCACUGAAUAGUGUGAUGUGACUGUAGCAGUCUUAUUUUUGAAAUUUCAGGAAACAACUGUGUUCCAAACAGCUAAAUAUGCAAGUUCAAAAAAAUGAAGGUCGUCAUCCUCAUCCGGGAGCGCAGUCUUUUGAGCCACCUCGAAAUCACGCUCGUGCUGUGUUGAGAAAGCUGGGUCCAUGACCACCUCAGGACGAGCUUGAACUGGACCUGCGGCACUCCCUGGGCAGUCGUGACGUGAUGAUCCUUCCAGAAGACUCUCUGCGCCUGUCCGGCUGAAGCUGACUUCAUAACUUUUAAUGAAAGUAAAUUAUUGGCGAAUAGCUCUUGGGUUACCUAAAAGAGUUCAUAUGAUUCCAGAGUCCUGAGUAGUGUAGGAUCUUGGAAAAUAAGAGUUGUCCUCUGUGAAGGUGAACUCACAUAAAUCCAGUCAGAGAGAAUUCUACCUGGUUAGGAGCCCGUUUUUGCAUUCUCUGUGUGGUUGAGAUCUUACUUAGUGUGAACUGAGAAGCUUCAUAGGGCAGUUUAAGCUGUCAGAAAUACUGUCCCUACUCAUCCACAAAACUGUCUCCCAAAGAGUUAUUCAAGGUACUUUACACCAAAAAACCAAAAAGAUAAUGGAAAAUAGCACAACCUUACUGAAUUGGACAAAAGAGAGCAAAGAAAAAAUAAAAUAUGACUUUUCUUGUGAGCUCUACAGAAUGUCCACCUACUCGGCUUUCCCUGCUGGGGUUCCUAUCUCGGAAAGGAGCCUGGCUCGUGCUGGCUUUUAUUACACGGGUGUCAAUGACAAGGUCAAGUGCUUCUGCUGCGGCCUGAUGCUGGACAACUGGAAACAAGGGGACAGCCCUGUUGAAAAACACAGACAGCUGUACCCCAGCUGCAGCUUUGUUCAGACCCUGCUUCCAGGUGGUCUGCAGUACCCUCCUAAGGUCACAGCCCCUGUGAGAAGUGGGUUUGUACGUUCCUUACCUCUGGAGCAAGGAGGAAGUUACUCCAGCUCGUCCUCAGACCCUCUUCACUCCAGAGCAGUGGAAGACUGCCCGUCCAGGACGAGUCCCUGCAGCUAUGCCAUGACUACUGAAGAGGCCAGAUUUCUUACUUACAGUGCGUGGCCUUUAAGUUUUCUGUCACCAGCAGAGCUGGCCAGAGCCGGCUUCUAUUACAUAGGACCUGGAGACCGGGUGGCCUGCUUUGCCUGUGGUGGGAAGCUUAGUAACUGGGAACCGAAGGAUGACGCUAUGUCAGAGCACCGGAGACAUUUUCCCAACUGUCCAUUUCUGGAAAAUUCUUCAGAAACACAGAGGUUUAGUGUAUCAAAUCUGAGCAUGCAGACUCACACUGCUCGAAUGAGGACGUUUUUGUACUGGCCGUCUAGUGUUCCUGUCCAGCCCGAGCAGCUGGCAAGUGCUGGAUUCUACUACAUGGAUCGCAACGAUGAUGUCAAAUGCUUUUGUUGUGAUGGUGGCUUGAGGUGUUGGGAAUCUGGAGAUGACCCCUGGGUAGAACAUGCCAAAUGGUUUCCAAGGUGUGAGUUCUUGAUACGGAUGAAAGGGCAGGAGUUUGUUGAUGAGAUUCAAGCUAGAUAUCCUCAUCUCCUUGAACAGCUGUUGUCCACUUCAGACACCCCAGGAGAAGAAAAUGACCUUCCAAUCGUGCAUUUCGGACCUGGCGAAAGUUCUGAAGAUGCGGUCAUGAUGAACACGCCUGUGGUUAAGGCAGCUCUGGAAAUGGGCUUCAGUAGGAGCCUGGUAAGACAGACGGUUCAGCAGCAAAUCCUGGCCACUGGUGAGAACUACAGGACCGUUAGCGAUAUUGUCUCAGCGCUUGUUAGUGCUGAAGGCGAAAGAAGAGAAGAGAAGGACAGACAGACUGAAGAAGCAGCAUCAGGUGACUUGCAGUUAAUUCGGAAGAAUAGAAUGGCCCUCUUUCAGCAGUUGACAUGUGUCCUUCCGAUCUUGGACAAUCUUCUUGAGGCCAGUGUAAUUACUAAGCAGGAACAUGAUAUUAUCAGACAGAAAACACAGAUACCCUUACAAGCAAGAGAACUGAUUGACACCAUUUUAGUCAAAGGAAAUGCUGCAGCCAACAUCUUCAAAACCUGUCUGAAGGAAAUCGACUCCACAUUAUAUGAGAACUUAUUUGUGGAAAAGAACAUGAAGUAUAUUCCAGCAGAAGAUGUCUCAGGCUUGUCGUUGGAAGAGCAGUUGCGGAGAUUGCAAGAGGAACGAACUUGCAAAGUGUGCAUGGACAGAGAGGUUUCUAUUGUGUUCAUUCCUUGUGGUCAUCUGGUAGUCUGUCAGGAAUGUGCCCCUUCCUUGAGAAAGUGCCCCAUCUGCAGGGGUACAAUUAAGGGGACUGUGCGUACAUUUCUCUCAUAAAUGAAGAGUGGUUCUAAAGUAUUGCUGGGUACCGGAAGCCGUCUGAACAAAGAAUGAAUUACCGAUUCAGCUAGUGCAUUCAUGUUUGCUCUUCUUCAGAAUCAAUGAUCCUGCUUCAUGAAAGGUGGUGUUGUCUAUGUAAUCUUAAUCUGUGUAGCUGCAGGGAGCUCCUCUGCUGAUGAGCUAUGGUUGUCUUUGUAACCCUGAUCUGUGUGGCUGCAGGGAGCUCCUCUGCUGAGCUAUGGUUGUCUUUGUAACCCUAAUCUGUAGCUGCAGGGAGCUCCUCUGCUGAUGAGCUAUGGUUGUCUAUGUAACCCUAAUCUGUGUAGCUGCAGGGAGCUCCUCUGCUGAGCUAUGGUUGUCUAUGUAACCCUAAUCUGUGGCUGCAGGGAGUUCCUCUGAUGAUGAGCUAUGGUUGUCUAUGUAACCCUAAUCUGUGUAGCUGCAGGGGAGCUCCUCUGAUGAGCUAUGGAAGGAGUGGGUGCUUCUGUUUUCACUCAGGACUUUCUGGGCUUGGAGUUUGUGAAAGCUUUAGAUUUGGGUGACGUGGAGCUCAGAAAUCCUGGAAACCAGUAGUCCUGGCCCUCAGUGGCUAGGGUGCCCCAUGCUUUUUGGUGUUUUUUUCCCUCUGGAAAAUAAGGAUUUUUCUGUUACUUGGUAAAUAAGAUUUCCCCCUAUUUGUGAGAAACAUACUAAUAAAGUGGUUUUAAAGGCUUG
Molecule: messenger RNA, 4355 nt
Organism: Chionomys nivalis (European snow vole)
Lineage: Eukaryota; Metazoa; Chordata; Mammalia; Rodentia; Cricetidae
Gene: Birc2
Product: baculoviral IAP repeat containing 2
Exons: 11
Coding region: 1875-3638 (587 amino acids)
Biological process (GO): regulation of apoptotic process
Source: RefSeq, a predicted model, not a curated record